AUGUUCCAAGUCCGUUCGCAUCGGUGGAGAGCAGUUUGUAGACCGCUGGGCGUGUUCGUGACGUCCGCGUUUCUCCUCUUAUUACUGUCGCUCGCCUGGUUACCAGCAUCACGAUCCCAGGUACUAGACAGUCCUGUCCUAUGGCUCACACUCUCAACACUGGGCAAAUUCCGCCUGCCAUGCGUCUCGCACCCUUACCUCCGAGAUUGCACCUGCCUUGUCGUUUACGCUCUCCUCUCCCCGCGUCGCGUUCUUUCCGUCCCCUAUUCCGAUUUCCCUUUCCCCAAUGCUUACAUCCGCUCUUCCCUUCCCCUCUUUCGCACAUUCCCUCUUCCCUCCCCUCUUUCCCACACUCCCCCUUUGUUCCUCCCCCACAUUCCCCCUCCCAUUACUCUAUCCCCUCUUCCUCGCCUCCCAAUGUUCCCUCUCCCCACGUCCCCUCCUCCCAACGUUCCCCCUUUCCCACAUUCCCGCCUCUCAACGUUUCCCCCCUACCCUACACCCUCCCUCCGGAAAUUCUCCCCACAUGCCCUCCCCGCUGCUUCUGACGAAAAGGACGCGCAUUCAGCCGCCGCAGGAGAGAGCGCGGGGGCAGGAGACGGGGCAGAUGCAGGAUACGGGGAGGAACCGGGGACAAGAGACGGGGGGGACGCAGGAGACAGUGAGAGCGCCGACAGCAGCAGUGGCGAGAGUGCCAUCGGCGAAAGCGGCAGCGAGAGUGACAGCAGCGAGAGUGGCAGUGGCGAAAGCAGCAGCAGCGAAAGCGAAAGGACGAGCAGUGGGAAGUUGAGGGGAGUGUUUGAGCUGCCGGAUCCGCCGUCCAGAUUCGAUGCCCGGGCUGCGUGGCACCACAUGCGCUACCGCACGCCUGACGCGUGCUGGAGCCAGCAGGAGCGGCACCUGUACCACACGGCGGACCAGUCACACCCGUCACAGGCGUUUGUGGAUGCCGUGGUGAUGUUUGAGGCGAUGCAGAGGGAGUGCGUGAGCCAGGGUGGGGUGGAGGACUGGGAGUGGGUGCGCAACAGGACAGACUGGGAAGAAGGAAUCCCACGGUACGGGCCGAACAGUAAGCCGUGCCGCUACAUUAUGAUUCACGACCUGAGUCGAGGAGUGGGCAAUCGAAUCGCAUCGUACGUGAUCUCCUUUGUGCUCGCCCUGCUCACCAACCGUGCAAUCAUUACGCCGCCCAACGGGUUCCUCACCCGCCGAUUCUGCAACCCCUUUGCACGCGGAAACACCUCCUGGACCAUCCCACCGGCUGUCUACGAUCUGCUGCUGGCGUCAGCACUGCCAGAGCCACGGCUACAUCUGUCAGAGAUGGCGAAGCGGUUGAACAUAGGAGUUGCCAGGAAGCGCAUCCCGGCGGUGACGGCGUUUCUGCAGAGGGACGUGGAGCGGAACGGUUCUGUGUGGGUCGACCUGCAUGCCAGGGUGGUGAACCAGUUCUGUGACGUCAUAUGGGAAACAGUUGAUCUCGCCCCCUUCUGGUUUACCAGCAUCGACGCCUACUCCCUCCCCAGCCUCUACUACAUCAAGAGCUACGCUGAACGCCUGCACGAGUUGUUCCCAGACCGCCGCGUGUUCACCCACGUGGCUCGCUUUCUUCUGCAUCCCGACAACCGCCUGUGGGCCAAGAUCACCUACACCUUCCUCGCUAACCUCGGCCACUACCCGCACCGCCUGGGAGUGCAGAUCCGUUCCCCUGACGGCAUAGACCUUCCUGUGGCAGACCGCAUUCUGCGCUGUGGUGUGCGAGCACAGUACCUGCCGCCCACCCAGCCGUACCCCGAAGAUCCGUCCAUGGCCACGCCGACCCUCGGCUACCCGGGCAGCGGGGCGGGUGGCGGUGGGGACGCGGAGACGUACCGGUCGUUUCACACGAUGGGGGUGUUUGUGUCGUCUCUGAGCAUUCGGCACAUGCUAGAUCUGGAAACGCACUACGCGCAGCAUCUGACCAUUGGCAACACCUUUGUCAGCUUCUGGUCACUUACCAAUGAGGGGAGGGAGACGAGAGACGAGCAGCAGCUGAUCGAUGCAGUCAUGGACAUGUGGAUCCUCAGCUUCAGUGACCGCCUGCUGAUAACGCACAUAUCGUCGUUCGGCCGAACAGCAGUCGGGCUAGCGGGCAUCGAGGCAUACUCCAUGGCAAUCACAGUCAUCAAGAUGAGGGGGGUGGACUGGCGCAAGAGCACGGGGCCUGUGUGCGAGCGCGUCUCCUCUGAACCCUGCGACACCGUGGGGAUGCCAGUGAAAUAU
Messenger RNA from Closterium sp. Yama58-4, 2259 nucleotides. The record is from the annotation of a GenBank genome assembly. NCBI's taxonomy places the organism in Eukaryota, Viridiplantae, Streptophyta, Zygnematophyceae, Desmidiales, Closteriaceae.